AUGAAGGAUGCUGCCAAUGAAUUGCGGAAACUUGGUAUCUGUGCCUGCCAAACCAGAUGUACCAACCGUUCACAAAGGGAACUUGAUUCAUGUCCGAAAUGUCAACUACCCAAACAUGCAACAUGUGGCAUCAAAGUUCCUAAAGAUAAUGGGGAGAUUGUCUACUGGUGUUUCGAAUGCAAGGAGGGUCCAAGCUUGACACACCAUUCUAGAGUGAGAAAGAAGAGAAUUAGAGGGCAAGAAGAAGCUGACCAGGAAGAGGGGAUAAAGGUCAAUAAGGCAAAGAAGAAACCUAAUCGUUUACACUAUAAACUCCCUGUAAAGCAAACUGAAGCUACCAGACAAGAUGAUUCCUCAGAAGAACAAUUGGAAGAAUCUUCCAAUGUCAAGAAGAUGCCUAACCAAUCAGCGCCAACUUCUCAAAUUAAGAAGAAGUCAAAUGUCCCGCUGUAUGAACCUAGGUUGAUGUCAACUGAAGCAAGUGAGCCUGAUGAUGAAGAAGAUUCCUCAGAAGAAGAAAUUAAAAAAAGGUCCAGGGCCAGUUCUUAUCCUCCAAGACGUGUGCUUGCCACAUCAUCUAGUGACACUAGUGAAGACAAUAGCCAAUCUAUUGACAAAAUUGAUGUCCAACGUAGUUAUAGAAAUAACAAAAGUGAAGAGGAAGGUCCACAGAGUGACACAAGUGACCAAAUUGAAGAGGAAGACCAACCCAAUU
This is a messenger RNA of Cylindrotheca closterium, 715 nucleotides long. Lineage: Eukaryota; Bacillariophyta; Bacillariophyceae; Bacillariales; Bacillariaceae. The record is from the annotation of a GenBank genome assembly.